Messenger RNA from Rubroshorea leprosula, 1136 nucleotides. Lineage: Eukaryota; Viridiplantae; Streptophyta; Magnoliopsida; Malvales; Dipterocarpaceae. The record is from the annotation of a GenBank genome assembly.
AAUCAAUCAAAUUUCAUGGAUUCUUCUCUUAUCUUGGCUCUCACUUUCAUAGCAAAAAUUCGGUUUACGGUUACAGAUGAGCUUUACAGAGCCUUUCUCCAGGGUUUUGGCAACCUUCGGAAAGGAACUUGGGGUUUAGAAGACUUAGAUCGUGAAGUGACUUUGCUUUUUGAAGAUUAUCCUGAUUUAAUCGAGGAGUUUCGAAGCUUUCAAAUGGAUUGCCAGCCGGAUUUUGGUGUUUGUGACGAUGAAGUCAAGCAGUUAUGGAUUCCCUUUUGCAUGAUGGUACAGCAGAGUCACAGUUUUGAGCAAUAUCUAAAUUUCUUGAAACAUAGAACCUACUUUAAUGGGUUUGCAAAAAAUCCAUUGUCGAAAUCGGAAAAGCCGAAGAAGAAGAGGAAGGGAAUCCCUGAGGUUGAAUCGAAAUCAGAAAAGAGCAGGAAGAAGAAACGCUGCACCCCUAGCUAUGAAUUCCUACGGAAUUAUGACCCUAAGGCGGCUGAAGUUGCGGCAGAUUGUGAGUCUGAGAUGGUUGUUGCAACUCCAUUAGAACCAAAAGACAGUGAUCCCAGGAAAGUUCUAAAUUCCUCCCUGGUCUGUGUCCAACAAACAGAGUAUGCCACUAGACCACCGAGGCUCCAAACACCACAAGAAAAGAUGAUGAAUGAAAUCGAAGACGAUCUAUUCCAAUUGGAUAUGACAUUGGCAUGGUUUAGAUCUGCAGCUGAGAAUAUAGAGGAAUUUUUUAAGGAGAACAAGGUGGAAGGUACUGAUAUCAGAGAACAUCUGACUGCCAUGAACUUGAGGUGCAUUGAAAAUCUGUAUAAAAAACAUCCUGAUAUUUUGAAGUAUUUGUAUGAAAAUCCAGUCGAGGGUCUGCCUGUCUUAUCGAGGCAACUAAGGCGAAAAGAAGAGGAGUUGAAGGAGAAGAAAGAAGAGAAGAUGAAGAAGAUUCAUGGGGCGUUGGAGGAGAAGAAAGAAGAGUGGAAACAGCUUCACUUCAGGCAUAUCCUGCCUGGUUUGCUGAGUUGCUCUCAGGAUUAUGAAAAGAGUUGAUUGUAUUUGUAUAUGUUUUAAAGUCUUCAAACCCUUAUUCUAUAGAAAGAACUACGAUUAAAUAAAUGAAAGCAAUUCUG